AAAACCUUGGAUGAACUGAACUACAACGUAGUAUAUCCACGACCAAAAUGCUUAAAAUCUGUGCUUAAAAUGAUGAAUGUUUUCUGAAUUCUGCACUAAGAAUGCAUCAAUUCUGACAUCAACGACUUCGAAAAUUACUCUCUGACUUUCUAGUAAUAUUACUUUUCUCUAUGUCUCUGACACAAAAUCACAAGUCGCAAAAUGUAAAAGGUGGAUAAAAUUAUCAAAAUUUAAAAUAUAACAAAAAAUAAAUGUCCUCAAAAUUAUUUUAAGCGAAAUUCUACGUAAGUGAUGAUGUUCCGUCUAAGUUGCAAGAAGUUGUUGAGUUGCUGGUCGCACGCGGUGGUUCCUUCAGCGAAGUACCAGAAUUUUGUGACCUCUGAUGCACUUGUGCAGUUAGAGAGGUUGUGCGAUACGUAUUGUCCAGUGCCGCGCUCGCCACCGCAGAAGGUGGCCGUGGUAGGCGCCGGUAGCGACGUGGGUCGGAUAGUGGCGUUGUUCCUGAAGCAGCAGCCGGUGGUGAAUGUGCUCGCGCUGUGGGACGAGGCGCCGGAGUGCGGCGUGCUGGGCGUGGCCAACGAUCUUGCGCACAUUGAUACUGCGACAGAAGUGGAGGCCUACCAGGGCCGCAUGUUCCUCAAGCCAGCGCUUCAUGAUUCCGACGUGGUGCUGAUAUGUGGCGGGCGGUACGUCUUGCCUCCGUGCUGUAACACGCAGGAUCGCGAUCUGUUCUUCCAGAACAUGCGUCACGUGCGCACCGCCACCAUCGCUUGCGCAGAGUUCUGUCCGCAGGCCGUCGUAGCCGUGCAGACGCCACCAGUGGACUGCAACUUCGCGCUCUGCAAAUACACGCUGAAGAAAGCCAAAGUAUACGACAAGCGUCGUGUGAUUGGCGUGAACUCGAUCAACGCCAUGCGUGCCAACCAGUUGUUUUGUUCCAUAACUGGCUCCGACCCAGCCAGUACCAACACGCCUGUAGUGGGCGGCACUGGGCGGUGCACUCGCGUACCAGUCUUUUCCGCAGCGAAGGCCGGGAACUUUCCUAAGACGCAAGUAGAAUGUUUGACCCGGCUCGUCCGAGAAGCCGACGACAUAAUAUGCAAGGUAAAGAGCAACAACGAACAGGGUCACCUCUCCGUCGGAUUCGCCACGGCCAGAUGCGUGGUCAAUAUUAUGAAAGGGUUGUUCGAGAAGCCGAUGUUUUUGGACAGCGCCCUGGUGCAUCAAGCAGACCCCGAGAAGUGCUACGGCCUAAAGAUGUGCGCCACCCCACUGACUAUGGGCAAAGGGGGCAUAGUGGAGUACGCCGUACCCACGCUCAAUGAGUUCGAGACUAAAACCUUGGAGGACAGCAAGUGUGACCUCCAGGAUAUGCUUAACCUCGGCCGCUCAUAUGCCCUGGGCGACGAUUAUACUUUGCAUAAGUGUAAGUACUGCCCACCGGAAUACUACGCGCCCUGCAAGAGCUGCAGACCAGUCUUAAAAGAAAAUGCCAACAGAUAGACGGAACUGUGAAUGGAAGACUGCCUUCAGAUCGACACAUUUUUUGCCUAUAAUUGGUGCACUGAAAAGAAUCUGCAAAUUCAUUCCUUUUUCCCGAUUGAAUGCAAACUACAUCUUCUUAUAUAUGAAAUUCUUGUGUCACGGUGUUUGUGGUUAAACUCCUCCGAAACGACUCAACCGAUUUUCGUGAAAUUUU
Molecule: messenger RNA, 1699 nt
Organism: Chilo suppressalis (striped riceborer)
Lineage: Eukaryota; Metazoa; Arthropoda; Insecta; Lepidoptera; Crambidae
Source: the annotation of a GenBank genome assembly